Molecule: messenger RNA, 801 nt
Organism: Cylicocyclus nassatus
Lineage: Eukaryota; Metazoa; Nematoda; Chromadorea; Rhabditida; Strongylidae
Source: the annotation of a GenBank genome assembly
AUGAUCGCCACUGUUUUAUCAACUGCAAAUCAUACCGAGGAGCGCCAAGCUAUACGUGAAAGCUGGGCAUCAGGAAGAGAAUCAAAAUCUAUUAAAACCCACCACGCAAUGGUAUUCUUCAUCAUAUCUUCUACAUCCAAGAACGAUCUACACAAUCUUCAGAAAGAGCAAGAAGAGCAUGAUGAUUUGAUUGUUACAGAUUUGCACGAGACUUACGAGAAUUUAUAUCUCAAAGUCUACGCGUCUAUGGUCUUCCAUCAACGGUACUGUCCAUUGGCGCAAUUCCUCAUGAAAGUUGACGACGAUGUCGCACUCAACCUUGAUCGCGUGGUUGACUCAUGGAAAAAAGACAACGAAUCUAGUCACUCCAUAUUCUGUCGGGUUUGGAAAAAAGCACGACCAGACAGAAACAUCCGCAGUAAAUUUUACGUUCCCAAAAAUGUAUGGCCGAACAAACAUUACCCGCCUUAUUGUAGUGGUCCUAUGUAUAUAAUGGGUAGAGAAGCAGGUCGGCUCAUCCUUGAGUACGCUCGCUUAUUUACGCCGCUAAUGAUGGAGGACAUAUUCUACACUGGUAUUAUUGCCGAAAAGGCAAAGAUUAGAAGAGUUCAUUGGGCAGCUAGCUUGAGUUUGGAUUUUCGGAAAUUCUCGCAGGAGUGCAAUAAAGCAAAGAAGAUGAAAAUAUUCGUUCAUUCAUUGCAUUCACCACAACAUCUUCGAGCAGUUUUUCAACUCUUGAAAGAUGUUAAAUAUGUUUCUCAAACUUGCCGGGUAAUGGUGACCGCCAUAGAUGAAUUGUAA